Messenger RNA from Musa acuminata subsp. malaccensis (wild Malaysian banana), 2198 nucleotides. Its product is annotated as putative clathrin assembly protein At1g03050. NCBI's taxonomy places the organism in Eukaryota, Viridiplantae, Streptophyta, Magnoliopsida, Zingiberales, Musaceae. The record is from RefSeq and is a predicted model, not a curated record. Gene Ontology annotation, cellular component: clathrin-coated vesicle; clathrin-coated pit. Gene Ontology annotation, biological process: clathrin-dependent endocytosis; vesicle budding from membrane; clathrin coat assembly. Gene Ontology annotation, molecular function: SNARE binding; 1-phosphatidylinositol binding; clathrin heavy chain binding.
CAAGUCAGACGAUUGGCCCGUCGUCCUCCUUUCGGUGUUCGAUCAAAUGCCAAUUGACUGGUGGCCCGACACAACGACCCGUCAAAGACCAAAAGAUAAUUAAAGACGUACCAAGCAACGGUCCUCCCCGUCCCCGAUCCCGGCUCCUACUUUGGUGCGGCUUCCACGGCUCACAACUCUCAUACAAAUCCUUUGUAAUGGCUACCGCGAUGAAGAGCCCGAGGCAGAAGAAGGGAGGCGAGAUCAGCCAACUCAAGCCAAUCUCUCUCCCCUCAUCUCUGCUGAUCUCGUCUCCUCCCUUCUCCCAUGCGUCUCCCAGCCCCGGCAAAUCUGUAGGAUACAAGUGGUGGGAACAUAUCCAGGGAGAAGCUACAAAUGGCGCCGAGCACCAUCCGCAAGGCACUAGGGGCGGUGAAGGACCAGACGAGCAUCGGGUUGGCGAAAGUGAGCAACAGCACCAUGUUGUCGGAAUUGGACGUGGCCAUCGUGAAGGCGACGCGGCACGACGAGUUCCCGGCGGAGGAGAAGCACAUCCGCGAGAUCCUGAGCCUGACGUGCUACUCCCGGGCGUACGUGGGCGCGUGCGUGUCGUCGCUGUCGCGGCGGCUGGGCAAGACCCAGAGCUGGACGGUGGCCCUCAAGACCCUCAUCCUCAUCCACCGCCUGCUCACGGAGGGCGACCCCGCCUACGAGCAGGAGAUCUUCUUCGCCACGCGCCGCGGCACGCGGAUGCUCAACAUGUCCGACUUCAGGGACAACUCCGGCGCCGACGCCUGGGACUUCUCCUCCUUCGUGAGGACCUACGCGCUCUACUUGGACGAGCGGCUGGACUACAGGAUGCACGGCCGCCGCAAGCGCCGCGGCAGCAGGAGCAACAUCAACGACGAUGAGGAGGAGGAGGCGGCUGCCGCUGCGGCGACAUCAUCCAAGGCCACGCCGGUGAGGGAGAUGACGACCGACCGUAUCUUUGCCCGGACGCGGCACCUGCAGCACAUGCUGGAGCGGUUCCUCGCUUGUCGACCUACAGGUGCAGCGAAGCACGACCGCAUCGUGGCCGUGGCUCUUUACCCCCUGGUGAAAGAGAGCUUCCAAAUCUACUACGACCUUACCGAGAUCAUGAACAUCUUCAUCGACCGCUUCAUGGACCUCGAGGUCCCCGAGUGCGUCUGCAUCCACGAAAUUUUCUCCCGCCUCGCCAAGCAGUUCGACGAGCUCGACCUCUUCUACGGCUGGUCCAAGUCCGCCGGCGUCUGCCGCUCCUCCGAGUACCCCGAGGUCGAGCGCAUCAGCCCCAAAAAGCUGGACGUCAUGGACGAGUUCAUCCGCGACAAGGCCGCCCUCGCCCACGCCAAGGAGCAGCGCAGCCUCGAGGCGGACCGCGACCCCCCCACCACGAGGACGCGCCCCGAGGACGACGAACCCGAGUACGAGAUGAACAGCAUCAAAACUUUACCCGCACCGGAGGCCGACGCGGAGGCUACGCAGCAGGAGCAAGCGGUCGCGGAGGUCAAGGUAGACAAGGAGGAGGAAAAGGAAGAAGAGGAGGUGGACUUGUUGAACCUGAAGGAAGACGCGAUGACCGGGGAAGAACACGGGAAUAUGCUGGCGCUGGCAUUGUUCGACCGGCACAUGUCAUCCGACGCAGCGCCUAAAUGCGAGGCGUUCCCGAACGGCGACUCGUCCAACUGGGAGAUGGCGUUGGUGGAAACGGCGAGCAACCUAUCGGGCCAGAAGGCCUCGCUCGGCGGUGGCUUCGACAUGAUGUUGCUCGACGGAAUGUACACCAAGGCGCAGGCCACCGCGGGGUACGGAUGCGCUAGCAGCGGGAGCGCGAGUAGCGUGGUGGUCCACGCGCCGCCAGCGAAGCCGAUGCUGGCUUUGCCUGCGCCGGCGGUUGAUGGUGCAACAUACGGCGGCGGGGGCGACCCCUUCGCGGCCUCGUUGAUGGUGCCGCCGCCGUCUUAUGUUCAGAUGUCGGACAUGGAGAAGAAGCAGCAUCUGCUGACGGAGGAGCAGCGGGUGUGGCAGCAGUAUGCGAAGGAUGGGAUGCAAGGGCAGCUUGCGUUGGCCAAGCUGCAGCAGCAGCAGUAUCAGUAUCAUCCCGGCGCUCGUAUGUACUGAGGAAAACAAGUGUCUUGAGCGUGCUUGUGACAAUGGCCUGUAUGAUUUUGUCGAUGCAUGUUGAGGUGUUGGUGUGA